This is a messenger RNA of Drosophila ficusphila, 2934 nucleotides long. Its product is annotated as zinc finger protein 420. Lineage: Eukaryota; Metazoa; Arthropoda; Insecta; Diptera; Drosophilidae. Gene Ontology annotation, cellular component: nucleus. The record is from RefSeq and is a predicted model, not a curated record. The coding region runs from base 95 to 2911 and encodes 938 amino acids. The transcript has 5 exons. Gene Ontology annotation, biological process: regulation of transcription by RNA polymerase II. Gene Ontology annotation, molecular function: RNA polymerase II cis-regulatory region sequence-specific DNA binding; zinc ion binding; DNA-binding transcription activator activity, RNA polymerase II-specific.
UCAAGGUCAUACCACCAAUAAUGUUGAUUUUCUGAUUGUUGAUUUGGAGUACACCUAAAAAGGAACUUCGACAAGCCAAUUAACGGCCCUCGCCAUGAAGCUGCCGGUGAUUUGUCGCACUUGCGACUCCACGGACACCGACAACCUUCUAAAGCUGGCCACGCCCUCGAAAAAGUAUCCGGACAAGCUGCUCUCGGAGAUUCUGUGCGAGCUGACCGAAAUCAAUCUGGAUGCUACCGGAAGCCAAGAACUGCCCCAGUGCUUGUGCAGCGGCUGCACCAAGAAACUUCUGGGUGCCUACUGCUAUGUGAAGCAGGCGCUGGCCGCCAACGAAUUGCUGAUGAAGCACCUGAAAAACGGAGCUGCCGCACCUACUACCGACUGCCUGCAAGAGGCGCCAAUGGAAAUGUGUGCCGAGCAGCAUGUGGAAGUUAAAAUGGAGACAGAAGACGAGGACGGUGGCGACAACGAUGUUAGCAUUACUUGCUGUGAAGUCCCAGAACCGGAUGAAAUGGAUGAAACGCAGAGCAAGAAGGAUAUCGAUCCUCUGACUAUGAUCGAAACCGUCAAGUUAGAAAUAGGACAUCCAGUCACUGAAAAGCCAACGGAAGAAGAAUUUGAUUCGGACUUUGAUGAUGAGGACUCCUUGGAUAAUCUGACUCUAGAUAAGCGCAUUCAAAGAUGGAAAACGGGAAGGAAGCCUAUAUUUAAAUGCCUAGACUGCCCGAGGAGUUUUAAGCGUGUAGAGUUUCUCAGGCGUCAUGAAAACCGCGUCCACAAAAAGGAAUCCCGUUCUUUUGCAUGCUCUCUGUGCGUUCGUAAAUUCAGCCACAGCGAAGCCCUCGAAGCGCACUUGAAAGUACACCGGAACUCAAAGCGAUCGGCAAACAUAAGCGAGCACAAGAAGGCCAAGGCCGUAGACGUGAAUCUCUGCAAGCCACAUGGUUACAAGCUAAUUGAGUGCAUGAUCUGUCAAAGCCAAUACAACAAGAUUGCCGAUCUAAGACGGCACUUGGAGGAGCAUCCCGAAAUAGUCAGCCUGUGUGAUCGGAGAAAUGUGGAGCCACACGAGAUGGCGGAACUGUUUUAUCCGGAUUCAAAGGACCUUGGCAAGGAGCAGUUAAUUAGCUUGAUACGUAGAGAUCUGGCAGCCGGUAUUUAUCAUCGUUUUUAUUCGAUAACCAAUCAGAGUGGCUAUGAAAUGGAUCUAGACAGCUCGGAAACGGACAGUGAACUGGAUGGAGAUCCCGAGGAUCAGCAAAGAAGGCGAAAUAAAAAGACCCGCAAGGCCGGCUACAGCUGCGAACUUUGUCAUCAGAAAUUUCCUCGAAAAUAUCUGCUGUAUGACCACCAGCGCCAGAGCCACAGUUGGUCAGAGGCACCUCAUGUCUGUGGGCGGUGUGAUGGCCGCUUCGUUAGUCUGCAGCUGCUACGGCAUCACAACGAGUCACAGUGUCGGAAUGGGCACAAGCGAUUCCUUUGCCACAAAUGCCCGCUUCGCUUCCGAUGGAAACAUAAUCUGAAAGCACAUUUCCGUGAGCACAGGAUUACAAAUCAGACCUUUGAGUGUCCCGAGUGCAAGAGAGUGUUUGACAAAAAGAAAUCCCUUACCGUUCACCUGCUCAGCGUCCAUGCAGAGGAAUCGAAACUGAUUCCUUGUCAAUGGUGUAGUCGUAAGUUCUACCGCCACGACUAUUUGGUGAAGCACUUGAAACGCCAUGGGCUCAAGGAGCAGGACAUUCCACUGGCCGAGACCUUGAUUGCGGCCACAUCACGGCCGAAUGGAGCGAAACGCAUCACCUGCCGGAUGUGCAAUCUGCAUUUCGACCGUAUUUGCGAUCUGCGGGCCCAUAUCCAGCUAGAGCUAAAGUUGUCCCUUUCGCUGCACCAGAGCUACGAUUCCCUUCAAAAUUACUCGAUAACAAACGAGUCCGGGUUUGAGUUGCAGCUGGAGGAUUCGGAGACGGAAGACGAAAUGCAAACGCCUGGUGGCAAUCGUCCCGUUUAUAUCUGCGAGAUUUGCAGCGUGCAGUGCAAGCGGAAAUUUGAAAUGAUCCAGCACCAAAGGACUAUGCACCGCUUUGACAAAAUGCCACAUGAGUGCGAUGACUGCGUCUUUAAAUGUGUGUCCAAGAGUAUAAUGGACUACCACCGUCAGGGCCAGUGCAACAGCACAGAAAAGAAGCAUUCUUGCGGCAAGUGCUCUUACAAAUUCAUGUGGCCCGAGAAUCUGGAACAGCACGUUCUUCUGCAGCACAACGUAUCCUCAUCCAGUAACACGUCAGCCGUCGGACGAACGAUUGGAGACAACGAUGUGGACAAGGAUAAUGCAGAAGAGGGGGUACCGUUGUUGCAGUGUCCACAUUGCGAUCGCACCUACCAAAUGAAAUCGCGCCUUAAUAACCACAUCCGCGAUGUACAUGUUAACGGUGAUCGCAAGCGCAAAGAGGCGAUUAAACGCUUCCUUUGUUCCCUGUGCGGCAUGGAGACCCGAUCUGCCGCUGCCUUGGUGACCCAUAUGCGUCGCCACACCGGCGAGAAACCUUUCAAAUGCGAUCUGUGCGAGAUGGCCUUUCCCCGGCAUUCGGAGCUUACCUCACACCGUCGCAUGCACACCGGCGAGAAGCCAUACCAUUGCACCGUCUGCGGCAAGGACUUUGCCCGCUCCGACAAGCUCAAGCGCCACAUGCUCACCCACAGCGGGCUCAAGCCGCAUAAGUGCACCUAUUGCGACAAGAGCUACCGCCAGGCCAAGGACCUGAAGCUUCACCUGCAGCAGCACACCGGAGAAUGUCCCUUCGUAUGUGGCACCUGCGGUGAACGCUUCAUCCAGAGCAGCACACUGGAGAAGCACAGGCUAAUGCGCCGCCACUUCGACGAGGUAGAGGCUUGGUUAAGGCGGCAAAAAUAGGGGACUCUUGCAAUAAUUAAAGU